AUGCUCUCUAUGUUGCCAGCGGAGCUGCUGCUCUCAAUAGCAAGCUAUCUUGAUAGUCACACCGACAUUCUGCGGCUCGCCUCCUGUUGCCGUACCUUCUAUCCACUUUUGCUACCCGGAGUCUAUCUGUCGCUCGACCUGAUAGAGCACUCCAAUGGCCACUUGAGUCAUCUGGUACACACACUAGCAUCCAAGCCCGCAUUAGCGCAAGAAGUGCGCACUUUGCGUAUCUCCAAUGGCUGGCGACCGACUUCCGGCGUGCGAUAUGAACGGGAGGUUAUCCUACCAGUUCUGGAAUCAGCCUUGGGGCCCGCCGGCACCCUAUUCACAUGGGACCGGAAACUACAGAAUCGAGAGAGAAACGAUGCAUGGACUGUACUGCUCCUUGCCCUCUUGCCUAACCUGGAGGAUCUAGUCCUGGAGGUCCAUGAUUUUCCAAGCUACACUCUCGAGUGGAUGUCCAGGAUCGCCCAGGAGGAGGGCUCCAGUUUGUCUAGAUUGAGAAAUUUUACAGUCUUGUGUUCCGAAGUAGAUGGUGGUAUCAGCUCAUCGCACUUUCUUCCAAUCCUUCGACAUCCUUCGCUGCGAAGCUUUUGUGGCCAUAUGAUAUGCGAUGGUGGCAGCACUGACGACGAAUAUGCCGAAGACGAAGCGUUCGAUGCGGCUAGCUACGUGCCUGACAACCUAAGGUACUCCAAUGUUACUCAUAACCGACUCGAAUCCUGCUGUUCUCGACGGGGUUUUGCAGAUUUGAUCGGCGCACCCAAGAGUCUCGAAUCUUUUAUCCUUGUGCAUUCCGAUAACCCGACUCACGCGGAUAGUGAGUCGAUGUACGCGACGAGAUACUAUCCACCAUUGCACAGACAUCGGGAGACCUUGCAAAAGUUAACCCUGACCCACGAUUAUGCUCCUUACCAUUGUGAUGACUAUGAUUACGUUGGGUCAUUUGUGGAAUUCAGUGCGCUGAAGGAACUUAGGCUGCGGGCAUCUCAUAUACUUGACUGGUACCGAGACUGGAGUGAAAACAAGCCAAGGAAUACAUUGAGUGAUAUAUUGCCUUUGUCGCUGGAAAGCCUUACUAUUGACGGUCAAGAGACACAGCAUACAUUUGAACUAGCUAAGGAAUUUCAAGACCUACUUUCAAGAGGAAAGUACCGCUGCCCAAACUUGACUUACCUCGAGAUCAAGGGAUACUGGAUGCAUGUUGAGCAGUCAACUGAGGAGUCUAACGCUAGACCUCGCCCUAUACCUGCUUUGUUAGAGGAGUUUGCGGUUUUUAAGGCAGAACUUGAAUCAUUAUGUUCGGCUGUAGGAGUUGGGUUUCGUCUGCGUGAUUUACAUAUCGAGGAAAUUAUUGAGCGGAAUCACUUGAAUGGCUUUAGGAGUGAUGCCCUUUGA
Penicillium brasilianum is the source of this 1398-nucleotide messenger RNA. NCBI's taxonomy places the organism in Eukaryota, Fungi, Ascomycota, Eurotiomycetes, Eurotiales, Aspergillaceae. The record is from the annotation of a GenBank genome assembly.